Cervus elaphus (red deer) is the source of this 1379-nucleotide messenger RNA. It is a transcript of the gene PSMG1, whose product is annotated as proteasome assembly chaperone 1. Gene Ontology annotation, cellular component: endoplasmic reticulum. Gene Ontology annotation, molecular function: proteasome binding. The record is from RefSeq and is a predicted model, not a curated record. The transcript has 7 exons. The coding region runs from base 642 to 1247 and encodes 201 amino acids. Gene Ontology annotation, biological process: proteasome core complex assembly. NCBI's taxonomy places the organism in Eukaryota, Metazoa, Chordata, Mammalia, Artiodactyla, Cervidae.
GCCCUGAGCUUGCGGCUGCUCCGCCCUCCCCCAGGCCUCCGGCCUUGCUGGGCUGCUGGUUGGAGGCGGCCCGCGGGCCUGCUGACGGCUCGGUGGGACGUCGGCUCCUGCCGUCUUUCAAGGCUUCCUUCAGCAUUGGUGCUGGUGGUUUCCUGCCGGCGUGAUCCAUUUUCCAACGGUGCGGGGCUGUUUUCCUCCCCCAAGUUUGUCGUGCGUUUGGUUCAUGGAUAUAAGACAACUCUUUAAAACUGUAUUCUCCGCCUCACUUUUUGGUUAGCAUCGUGUGUCAGCAGCAGAUGGAUAUGUCCUUUUUUUUUUUUUUUUUUAAAAAGUGUUAUUUCCAAACACAGACAUUAGAGAAAACAGUAAAAUGGCGCGUUAAGCCCCUCCAGUCACAUAAAUUCAACAGUUAGGAAGAUUUUGCUACAUUUUCUCUCUCUCCACCCUUUGGUGGGUCCCAGUCUCCGUGGCCUUUCACUUCUACAGCUUUCAGAACGCGUAUCAAACGAUACAGGGAGGUGCGGCUCUUUCGAAGACAGACAAAAACAACUUUGGAAGUUUCUCUGCUGGAAAAACAUCCUUGCUCCAAGUUUAUAAUUGCGGUAGGAAAUAAUGCAGUAGCGUUUUUGUCGUCAUUUGUCAUGAAUUCGGGAGCCUGGGAAGAAGUUGGUUGUGCUAAACUCUGGAAUGAAUGGUGUAGGACAACGGACACCGCGCACCUGUCCCCCACAGAGGCUUUUUGUGUGUUUUAUCACCUGAAAUCGAAUCCCUCAGUCAUGCUCUGCCAGUGCAGUUGCUACGUGGCCGAAGAUCAGCAGUAUCAGUGGCUGGAAAAGGUUUUUGGCUCUUGUCCAAGGAAGAAUAUGCAAGUCACUGUUCUCACAUGUCGCCAUGUUACUGACUAUAAAACUUCAGAAUCUACCAGCAGCCUUCAUACUCCUUUCCUGAAAGCUCUAAAAACUCAGAAUUUCAAAGAGCCGCCCUCCUGUUCACUGCUGGAGCAACCAAAUAUUGUCCACGACCUUCCUGCAGCAGUUCUGAGUUACUGUCAAGUAUGGAGAAUCCCUGCAGUUCUGUACUUGUGUUACACUGAUGUGAUGAAGUUAGACCUGAUCACAGUCGAAGCUUUUAAGCCUGUACUUUCUUCUAGAAGCUUAAAGUGUUUGGUUAAGAAUAUUCCCCAGAGCACAGAGAUACUGAAGAAAUUGAUGACAACAAAUGAGAUUCAGAGUAACAUUUACACGUGAUUCCCAAGAUCGUUUUGUACAGUGUAUCACCCAUCCAUUCCUUUAAGGGCAGCAGCGUACCCUGUUUUGUAAUUACUUUUUUCCACGGGGGUAUUAUGAGGGUGUUAACAGAAUAAACUUAUUUUAAAUUCA